Athene cunicularia (burrowing owl) is the source of this 2212-nucleotide messenger RNA. RefSeq names its product high mobility group 20B (gene HMG20B). The transcript is spliced from 9 exons. Gene Ontology annotation, cellular component: nucleus. NCBI's taxonomy places the organism in Eukaryota, Metazoa, Chordata, Aves, Strigiformes, Strigidae. Bases 143 to 1102 code for a protein of 319 amino acids. Gene Ontology annotation, biological process: regulation of gene expression. The record is from RefSeq and is a predicted model, not a curated record.
CUGCCCCCUUGGAGCUCCGGCAGCACCAGCCCCCUGCCCCAUCUCCGGAGCCCCCCGGCCCCCGCCGGGUGCGGGUGCCAGCUCUGGCUCUGUCCUUCAGGGGUGCUGACCCGAGCGGUGUUGGUGAGGCCCCCCCGGACCCAUGGCCCACAGUGCCAAGCAGCUGCCUGCUGGGAUGCUACAUGCCACAGGCAAAGCUCAGCAUGGGAACUUCCUGGUGGCCAUCAAGCAGGAGAAGGGAGAGUCUGCACGAACGAGCGGUGAGAAGCCACACGGCGAGGAGGAGCCAGUGAAGAAGAGGGGCUGGCCCAAGGGCAAGAAGAGGAAGAAGAUCCUUCCCAAUGGCCCCAAAGCCCCUGUGACAGGCUAUGUGCGUUUCCUGAACGAGCGGCGCGAGCAGAUCCGCACGCAGCAUCCUGACCUGCCCUUCCCGGAGAUCACCAAGAUGCUGGGGGCUGAGUGGAGCAAACUGCAGCUUUCAGAGAAGCAGCGGUACCUGGAUGAAGCGGAGCGGGAGAAGCAGCAGUACAUGAAGGAGCUGCGGGAGUACCAGCAGUCAGAGGCCUACAAGAUGUGCACGGAGAAGAUCCAGGAGAAAAAGAUCAAAAAAGAGGACGUGGGCUCUGCGGCAGUGAACACCCUGCUGAACGGGCACCCACACAAGGCUGGCGAGUGCAGCGACACCUUCUCCACCUUCGAUGUGCCCAUCUUCACGGAGGAGUUCUUGGACCAAAACAAAGCCCGGGAAGCCGAGCUGCGGCGCCUGCGGAAGAUGAACACAGAGUUUGAGGAGCAGAACGCCAUCCUGCAGAAGCACACGGAGAGCAUGAACUGUGCCAAGGAGAAGCUGGAGCAGGAGCUGGCCCAGGAGGAGAGGCAGACCCUGGCCUUGCAGCAGCAGCUCCAGUCCGUGCGACAGGCCCUCACCGCCAGCUUCGCCUCCCUCCCCAUCCCUGGCACUGGGGAAACCCCCACGCUGAGCACUCUGGACUUCUACAUGGCCAAACUGCACAGCGCCAUCGAGAGCAACCCGCUGCAGCACGAGAAACUGGUGGUGCGCAUCAAGGAGAUCCUGUCCCGGAUAGCUAGUGAACACUUGUGAAGAGGACCAGUCCUGCCCGGAGCCCGGGGCCGGCCGGACCACGGCCCUGUCCCUUGGAGCUCACACAAAGGACAGUCUCUGCUGGUGGUCCGGCUGCUUCCCCUCCACCCCCUGCACCUCGCUGGAGUGAGCUGCACCCCCCAGCCCUGGCGCAGCUGGGCCCUGCGGCUGCGCCAUCUCUGAGGACCGCGAGGUUCUGGGGACCAAACGGUGACAGGGCUGAGAGCCACCAGCCGGGGCGGUGCUGGGCGGGAGGGUCAGCGGCGGGUGGUGUGAGCGUCCCCCCACUCCUGCCAGCUCCCCCACCUCCCCCUCGUGACAUCAGAGGCAGUCUGGUGGCAGAUGAGGUGCCUGAGGGUUACUGGCCUGGCGUGCCUCUUCCUGGGUGACCCAGGGCUGCCAUUAACCGCCCUGUGAUGGAAGGGAGGGAGGCAGCCGCCUGCCCUGGGAGCCCCUGGGGCUCGGCGCUGCCUCCUGGCCCCUAGGUCAGCCCAGGAAGCCUCCUGGUCCCCCGUCCUGCAGCGGGUGAGGGGGCAGGCUUCCUUCCACCCACCUCUGGCUUUAUUUAAUCUUCCCACUUCCCCUUGCUGCUCCCCAACGCGUGCCUUCAGCCCCCCACCUCUGUCACCCUGCCUGUCACCUCUCCUUCCCCUGCACCUCUGGGACCAGGCAGGGCAGCUUCUGCCCUCUGCAGCGGUGAAGGCAAAAAUAAUUAAAAAAAAUCUUUAUGCUGGAGGUAGAGCUGAGCCUGACCCCUUCCUCUCUGGGGCGGGGAGCCUGGGGGGUAGUGCACAGGCCUUUGGCUUCCACCUCCCUGCCCAAGCCCGUCCUGCGUCGUGGGACCACUGUGACAGCAGCUGUGUCCUGGCUGUGCUGCCAGGCUUGGCCGUCCCAGCUCUGCCUGUCACUAAUCUCAGACUGUGUAAUUAGAGAGUGUCUUAUUUUCUUACUAGCACUAUGCUGAUCUGGCCCCGGGUUUAACCCGGGGCUGGUGUGCGACCGCUCCUCUUGCCUUCGGGGUCUGUGCUCUGUAGAUGAGUCUUCUGGUUGCCAUCUCCUGGUGGCCGCUUGGCUUGGGAUGGAGAUGGGAGCAAAUAAAAGUUGGAGAAA